Molecule: messenger RNA, 5091 nt
Organism: Mercenaria mercenaria
Lineage: Eukaryota; Metazoa; Mollusca; Bivalvia; Venerida; Veneridae
Exons: 6
Coding region: 75-3839 (1254 amino acids)
Source: RefSeq, a predicted model, not a curated record
UUAAUUUGCUCUUUAUCAUGGCGGAAAUGAGUCCUGGAUAGUAGAUCUAAAAUAUUUUGAGAUAAAGUUUAAUAAUGGAACACCGGGCGCAGCUUGAGAACAGGAAAUAUAGGAACUGGGUGAGGGCAGGACUAGGCAUUAAAUACGUAAAAGAAGGUUUGGAACCAUUUUGCGACCAUCUUGUCAACCAGCAGCAUAUUGCUAUCUUAGAUAAAGUUAAACAUAAACACAAUCUUUCGACAGUGACAUGUGGACUUUGCGAUGUACGCACACUCCAGCCUGACCAUGUCCAAUCCAAAACUAGGCAGUGUCCUCUUGGUCAAAUGUACUGUAACUGCCAACAUCCCCGCGGGAAAAUUUCUUGUCCAAACAAAGUAUGUGGCGCCAUCUAUGAUGAAAUUAUUCAACUCCAUGCUUCAACCCCUCCAGCGCCAUACUGGAGAAACACGGAUGCACAGCAGUGGUGUACUGAACCGUGGGCUGUUGCAAAAUGUUUCAUAAAUGCUCCGGGAUAUGAACAGAAGAUAAAAGCAGUUGAGUUUGACUGUCCUGGCUUGUUGCAUGUUUUGCUUAAAAACCAAGAUUUUCAGCAACACAUCAAGUGCACAGUAACUGGUACAGAUGUUUUCUCAAGGGUACGCAUGUCUAGAAACAAUAUAUUUCAUUCUAAUAGCAUGGAACUAGAAGACUCUGAGGUUAAAAGUCAUAUAGAUGAUAUGAUAGAACUGUUGGAAGAUGACACAGAAAUUAAACACAGACAAGAAUCCAAAGCUGCGGUCAAAAAAUUGCAAGAGCUGAAGCAGGAAUAUUUCAUUAUAUCAACUACAGACGCGGCUGAAAUCCGCCGCGCUGCCAUGACUGCAAUCAAAGAAAAGGAAAAGGAGUUUGAACAGACGAUAGUAGAUGCAGGAAAUAAACUCCAGCAGACAGGACAGCAAAUUAAAAAGGAAUUGUUGAAUACAGAAAAUGAGUCAAAAAAGAAAAUUGAACAGAAAGGAAUUGAGAUCGAAAAGCAGCUGACAAGAACUGAGGAUGAAGCGAAAGAAAAAAUAGAGCAGAAACUUGAAGAAUCAAAGCAGCAAUUAGAGAGUCACAAAAGAACAAUCGAAGGGUCAAUGACGAGUACCGCUGAGACUAGAAAUGAAUCUGUGACUAGCGAGGAAAAAACAGACUUGCAGAUGAAACUGGUCAAACUAUAUGAAAUACACGUUAGAAAGAUUGCUCCGCUGCCCCGCCUACAUAAAGAUCGAAGGAAUGUAAGUGAAAUGUAUGUUACUCCCUGGAUGACUGUAGAAGUAAGGAAAGAAGCGUUUGACGGAAAAAAUGAAGAGUCUAAUGAAUGGGAAGAAGUUAAGGUUUCAAUGGACGAAAUAUUCAGAAAUAAAGAAAGGUCCGCAAAAAAUGUCUACGUAAUCGGAGAAGCUGGCACAGGGAAAACCACGUUUUGUAAAAUGCUGGUGCAUUUCUGGGUUAUCGCUCAUCAGUAUCAGGAAUACAGUUUAGACGUGCCUGACAUAGUGAAAGAAAUGAAACACUUUAAAUUCUUAUUUUAUAUUUCACUUCAACACUUUUCUGACUGUGACAGUAUAGAAAAUAUGUUAAAGAAAUCUUACAGUGAUCCUGAGCUUAGAGAUAUUUUACGAAAUGACUCCAGUGCAUGUCUUAUAAUACUUGACGGUCUCGACGAAUGGGACCCAGAAAGGAAACAUAUUUCACAGUUUCUUACCCCAGGACUUCCAGGACGUGAGCUCGAUACGGACUAUACCAUUAUUACAACUUCAAGACAAUGGAAAUUUGAUGCUCUGCCACUUAGUUGUAUUGAGGUAGAUAAAAAAAUCAAACUAAAUGGAAUUGAUAAAUAUGAAAUAAGAAAUUUCAUUAAAAAAACAGUCGAAUCAUUAAAUGACAUCUAUCAAAAAAGUAAAAAUGCAGAGGAGUGUAUAACUGAUCUUCGAAGUAGACAAGUGUCCGACAUUAGCCAUACACCAUUGGUAUUGCAACAACUUAUUUCUCUAUGGUUUCAUAAUAAACUCAAAGAUAAUUCGAAGUGUGCUAUAUACAGAAGUAUGUUAGACCUCUUUCUAGAGUGGAAAACACUUGGGACUUCUGAAAGUCAAGACCAACUGUAUGCUAUCAAUACCACCAGUAGAAAUACAUGGGUGAUACAGUACCUUUCAUAUUUAGCGUACGAAACCUUGUUUGACAAAAAUAAAGAAACCACACUGACGUUCAGUAGUUCAACACCUACCCAGUUGAACAUACCAAGUGAUGUGAUAAAGGACUGUUUGGCCAGUGGCAUUUUAAAAGAAGAGCGAAACGUAAGUUUGACUGAAAGUAUACAAUCAUCAAUUUCCUUCUUUCACAAAUCAAUGCAAGAAUAUCUAGCUGCAGUGUAUAUCGCUAGUCAGUUCAGAGAAAUGCUAAAAUCGCAGAAGGAUGAACAUGAUCUUACAGAUGUCUGCGUAAGGAAAUACUUCGGUAGUUGCAAAACAGUUGUUGAUAUUUUAGAACAGUCAAACGUGUUAAUUAUACUUUGUGGAUUAGAACCACGUUUGUUGACAAAGAUUAGUGAAUUUUUCUAUAACGUAACAAUUGUUGACAAAAUGGUGGUUAAGGAAAGAAAUAAAUUUAUGGAUCGUCAUCAAAUAAGUCUAGAUCAUCAUAAAUUGAUCAAUGAUAUUCAAGCGUGCAUUUUAAAGUGCAUUGAAGAAGUUAUGUUGAUUACAAACAAUGCUCGAUUACGUGUUUAUAUUGCCGAUCUUUACGUUGACCUUUCAACAGAUUUGCUACGUUAUGUUCAUAAUAUUGUUUUGAAAAAUGUUCUAUCCAUAGCAAUAGUAGACGGUAAAUACAUCAGGAUAGCCCUUUAUAAGAAUGAUGAUUAUAAAGAAACAUUUUAUUGUGCCGUGAAACAUUUAGUAAAAUGUGAUCAAUUAAAGGUCAUUAAAUAUACAUCUGAUACCUUUAGUGACAGUAGGAUUAAAAAUGAAGUUACUACAAUACUUGAGACAAAUGUUCGCACGCUUGAAACUAUCCAUUUGAGAAAUGUAGACUAUAAUAUUAUAACGAUAGCACGUCUUGUUUCAGUAUUACCGAAAAUGCGACAAUUAAUUUCCCUCCAGGUGUACUGUGAGUCCUAUGUAAUUUUUUUAACACAUGAUGAUAUUGUGGCGUUGUGUAAAUUCCUAAAGCAGACUACAAGUCUUCAACAUAUAUCGCUCGGGAGUUAUUGUUGUAAAGGCGAUAAACACAUGAUAGACCUAUCAAAACAUAAACAACUUCAACAUGUUGAUUUUAGGUGUACUUCAUUGUGUAUGGUCAGUUGUAACACUGACAAUCUAGAAACAUGUAAGCUUAACAUUACAAACGAUGACAUGAUGAAACAAGUGUGUAACAGUCUAUAUAAAGCAGAUAAAUUAAAACAUCUUGAGCUGUUUGACUAUUAUUCUGUGUGCUCUAACGAAACUGUUACUAAAAGUCUUACCAGACUGCUACCAUCAUUAGUCAGUCUCAGUUCUCUAACGUUAUGGGAUUUUACUUUUACUGACAAUAUUAUAGAACGUCCGUGUGAUAUGAAGAAUCUGAAAGAAAUAACACUUUUCCGUGCAACAAUGAGUCUGACAACGUGGUGCAAGUUUAUAAACAGUCUUCAUGAGCUGCCACAGGUAGUAAAGGUGAACACACACAGGGUGUAUAUUAAAGAUGGGACAAUAUCCGGAUUCUGUUUCUCUGAUGAAAAAGAAGAGGCAUCUGCAUACCAGUAUGUUAGAGAGAAAACGAAUUUAUUCCGUGUGACCAACGAUAGUCUAUAUCCUUUUCAAUUUACUACUAAGAAAUAGUGACUCUGAAUAUGAGUUUAUUAUGAUGUAAAUUUAGAUCAUGUGAGUAGGCAAAAAUUUUGACAGUGUUUCAUGAAAACUGUACAGCACAAAUGUUUCAUAUUAGAUCUAAGCUUAUAUUACAGCAUUUCAUAUUAUAUUCUGCAUUUUAAUUCGUUGUGAAAAAUGAAGUACUUCUAGAGUAAUAUUUUUUUUAAAUGUAAAAAAAAAUAUUUUUAUUUGUCAAUUAUUGUAAUAAAACGCAAAAGUAUUUUACUUUGGAUACUUCUAAACUGUAAAUAUAGUUACCUUAACACAUUCACAUAAUCUACAUGAUAUAUAUGUACAUGAUAAUGACAAAUAAAUUUAGGUACCGCGUUAAUCACGCAAUACAUAUUUGAUUUGAAAUAGAAGGAACUUAGUUGAACUUUUUAUCAUAUUCAUAACUUACCAAUUUGAAAAUAUUAAUUGAUUUAUCUUUAUAUUAGAUACUUGCUUAUUGCUUAAACUACUUUGACAUUAUAAUGUACAUGUGGUGGCUCGUCACUUUAAAAUAAUGUCGGCAGGAUUGCUUCAACAGCUUCUUAUUCUGUGCGUAUUAUAUAGACUACUAUAUGUAAAUUGUAACACUUUUCGGCAAAGUUUAUUGAUGUCUACUAUUGACUUAAGGAAUGCAAAUUUGUGUAACAUAUUAGAGCCAAAUAAGUUGGUAAUUAUAAUUCAGUAAAUAUUAUUAUAGAACAACUCAACGUCUGCUAUCUUGAAACGACGUAAAUGUACAGUACUAUUUGACAUUUUUAAAACCAUUUUAGUUUUAGGAUAUUAGAAUAGUAUGUAGAAAUAUGCACGAGCUCUGCAGCGGAAAUAUUGCGCGACUUUAGGUGUGAAAUAUUAUGCCAAGAACGAGUGCAAAUUCCAGAUACAAAUUUCAUAAUAUCUUUGAUACAUGCAGUCUGAUCAUGAUCUGCACUAUUUGUCAUUCAGUUAGUAUCCUUAUGGUACCCCUUUUAACAGUAAAUGGUUCCGUAUAAAUUGAAUGAUGGAUAUGUUCAUUAUAGAAAUUUAGCAGGAAAAGGUGUACGCGUAACACAUCUUGGUUUAUAUUAGGAAAAGUAGUCUGAUUAACAUGAAUCUGCAUGGGGACUGUAGAUAGGAAAAUAAUUUUGUGAUUAAUUGCAGAGAUUAAUCUACCCUCUGACAUGAGUAAAAAAAACUUUGGAGAUAUAUUGAAUAAAAUGUAUUUAAUUCAUUCACAAAAAUGAUUUGAAGGAUC